UAGAAGUUUCGCUUUCAACUGUUUCAACGAACCUAACAGUCAAAACCUCCUUUUCCUUAAAAACUUCAAAUCCCACUCCUACCAACCAGACAACCUGCAUCAUCAGAACUCUCUUUUGACCAGCAAUUCCUUCGUAGCUAAGGUUUCUUCUCACUUUCCUCUUCUCCAUUCUUGUAUAAAAACCCAGAACCAUAUCCAAAUCCAAAACACAACCAAAUUGAAGAUGGCAAAUGAGAUAUGGAUCGUUCCAUUUAUUGGGCAGGGUCAUCUGUUCCCAUUAAUGGAGCUCUGCAAGCAACUAGCCUCCAGAAACUUCAAAGCCGUUUUCGUCAUUUCCUCCAACCUCUCCUCCUCUGUCCCUUCAUCUCUCCGCCAAUUCCCACUUGUCCAAAUCGCUGAAAUCCCAGAUGAAAUCCCACCACCAUCGUCGUCUGGUUCAUCUCCGCUGCCUCAGCCCGGCUCUGGCCCGCCCCGCCCCCACCAUGAUCGCCAUAAUCAGAUGGGCGUUGGCCUUGAAAAGCUGCUCUCGACCCGAUACGAUAAUCCGGAUUCUGCAACACCCGUUUGUGCUGUCCUUGACAUCAUGACGGGCUGGACUGCCGAGGUUUUUAAGAAAUUUGGAAUUCCAACUGUGGCCUUCUUCACCUCCGGUGCUUGCUCUGCUGCCAUGGAGUAUGCCAUGUGGAAGGCCCAACCCUUGGAUAUCAAAUCCGGGGAGACCCGUUUGCUCCCAGGGCUACCCAAAGAAAUGGCCCUCACGCUAUCUGAUCUUAAACAACAUUCUCGAGGGCCACCACUACCCAUUCAUGGCGGCAGUCCACCACCAGGGGCAGGUGCAGGUUUUCCUCCACCUGGUCCGCCUCCUAGUGGGCAUAGCGAUGGCCUGCCUCCACCGUUAGGCCCAGGUGUAGAUUUUCCUCCACCUGGCCCACCCCCACCUUUUGAGGGACCUGGGCAGAAAAGAAUGGGCCCACCCAAACCAGGCGGUCGACCUCCUUGGUUAGAUGAAGCAGACCGCUCUAUUGCCUUGAUGAUCAACACGUGUGAUGAUUUGGAGCGCCCAUUUAUAGAAUACCUAGCCAAACAAAUUGGGAAACCGGUUUGGGGAGUGGGCCCGCUUUUGCCUGAACAAUACUGGAAAUCAGACGGUUCAAUUCUUCGCGAUGGCAAACUCCGAACCAGUAAUCGAAGAUCCAACAUCAGUGAGGACGAGGUGAUUGAGUGGUUAGAUUCAAAGUCAAAUGGAUCAGUACUAUACGUGUCAUUCGGAAGCGAGGUGGGUCCUACAGUGGAGGAGUUCACAAUAUUGGCAGAGGCAUUAGAAGCAUCAAACCGGCCAUUCAUAUGGGCGGUCCAAUCCGGUUCAGGUAGACCGCCGGGUCCGCCCUCAAAAGGCGAAGAAGGAUAUUUCCCUCAUGGAUUGGAUGGGCGGGUGGGGAAAAGGGGUUUGAUAAUACAUGGAUGGGCACCACAGCUGUUGAUACUGAGCCACCCAUCAACAGGAGGAUUUUUAUCACACUGUGGGUGGAAUUCAACCGUGGAAGCAAUUGGGCGUGGGGUCCCAUUUUUGGCGUGGCCAAUCAGAGGCGACCAACACCAUGAUGCCAAAUUGGUGGUGAGUUUUCUCAAAGUGGGGUAUCUGAUUUCUGAUGAUAUUUCAGAGAAAAUAAAGAAGGAAGAAAUAGUGAAGGGAAUUGAGAAGCUGAUGGGCGAUGAAGACAUGAAACAACGAGCUGUUAGGCUUAGUGCCAAGUUUGAGCAUGGCUUUCCAACAAGUUCGGUUGCUGCUUUAGAUGCUUUUAGGGAUUUUGUUGAUCAAAAAGCAGCUUAAGCUUACUGAAUUUUCAUGUCUUGUGUUUUAUUAGUUGCUUUAAGACUUGUUUCUCAAUGCAUCAAUGUAUCUAUGUAUCAGGGCACACGUAUUCUAACCAAAAUUUACCUCAUUUCACAUCAAUAACAUCGUUUUUAUGUUAUUAAUGA
Molecule: messenger RNA, 1980 nt
Organism: Prunus avium (sweet cherry)
Lineage: Eukaryota; Viridiplantae; Streptophyta; Magnoliopsida; Rosales; Rosaceae
Product: scopoletin glucosyltransferase-like
Molecular function (GO): UDP-glucosyltransferase activity
Source: RefSeq, a predicted model, not a curated record